This is a messenger RNA of Purpureocillium takamizusanense, 1488 nucleotides long. It is a transcript of the gene PBN1, whose product is annotated as protease B nonderepressible form. The record is from RefSeq and is a predicted model, not a curated record. Lineage: Eukaryota; Fungi; Ascomycota; Sordariomycetes; Hypocreales; Ophiocordycipitaceae. The transcript is spliced from 3 exons. Gene Ontology annotation, biological process: protein processing; GPI anchor biosynthetic process. The coding region runs from base 1 to 1488 and encodes 495 amino acids. Gene Ontology annotation, cellular component: glycosylphosphatidylinositol-mannosyltransferase I complex; endoplasmic reticulum membrane. Gene Ontology annotation, molecular function: mannosyltransferase activity.
AUGCGAGAGCGAGUCACCUUUCUCCAGGGACCCAGCGCGGACGUUGAUCCCGCGGCGCUGCAAAUUGAGGCAGCAGGGCUCCUAGGUCCGUCGGCAGAGGCCAUACGCCAAGACCGAUUCUCCCUUUCCCUGGACGAACUGCCGCGGGAUCUCGCAACCCUGCUCGGGGCCUUCGAUGAGCUGCACCUGAAAUGGGCCAGCCCCGUUGCAUACGAGACUCUUGAUCCGUUUGGCUCGAGAAUAUCGCCAGGUCUUCAUGUCCUCUACACCACAGCCGAGAACGAUGGGGUCAAAGCGACGAAGCUGUGCUCUGCCCUGCAAGCAUUCGGUUCGUUGGACUGCACGAAGCCAGAGGCCUUUACUGUCACGACAACUGAACCGGGAUCUGACAAAAAGUCAUCGUACUUUUAUCAAGAGCUUAACGAUCUAUCUGCUUUCGUUGCGUCCAGCGUUGGGACACUAUGCUCAUCGUCGGACGCCACGUGCGAGUCCCGAUUGCGCAACUUGCGCACGGCUUCCAGUCUCGACAUCUCGUAUGAGUCUGGCUCGCAAACUCUCAAAGUGACGCCAUUGUGGCCCCUCGAGCGACGUGAGAUUGCCGUGCCCCGUUCAUCAGGGAGAACAGAAGUGGGCAUAUUCGCCCAGGACACUCCACACAAAGCUGAGAUGCACGAGCUUGGUGUAGCCGGCCUGCUCAGCGUUCUUGGCGAGAAAAAGGACCCGUCUGCUACCGUGUUCUCGUUCCCCUCUCGCCACAGAACGAGCGACUCUCAUUUCAGCUGCGAGUUUCUCGAGCCAGCAGGCCUGCACCCGACCUUGCAGCUCAAGCUCAGUUCCGCCAAGCUACCACUUGACGACGCUGGGUGUGCCCCGUACGCCUACUUCACCCUGCCCAAGACCAUCUUCGCCGACCGGUACCAGUACGAAGACAGCCUCUUUUUGGCCUCAAAGAACUUGACGGCCUCUCGCUACACGAGCUUUCCCGUGGAUCUGGAGGCGCCUGCGUAUACCACGACAACCUGGGGCUCCAGUGUGCUCCUCGAGCUGGCGCCACCCGCGUCGGGUCAGCCGGGGGAUUGGACGGCCGAGGUGCCGCUCCAUCUUCGCUACCUCAAGCCCUCUGCAAGCGGGAGAGUUCCAGUCGAAGUUCCGUACCCGGCCGUAUUCUGGGCAUGCGACAUGGCAGGCGAGGUGGACUUUCCGACCAACCCGUUCGAUCGGCGUCAACUAGGAUACGACGGCUUGUUCAGUUCUCAGACAAGCUUUUGGCACGUCGCGCCGAAGCCCGUCAGCGGCAACCGCAUCACGAGUGCCUUGUAUGUCCCGGUGCUCAGGGACGAGGGCGCGGCGUGGAUUCGACUGGGAACAACCGUUGCCGUCGGGCUCGGGUUUGCAUGGGUGCUGUGGAAACUGCUUGGUGUUUACAGGGUCGCAGGCUACGGCAGCGUGGCUGCUGAAGCUGCGCGCAAGGACAAGAAGACGAGGUGA